Mugil cephalus (flathead mullet) is the source of this 2564-nucleotide messenger RNA. RefSeq names its product chemokine (C-X-C motif) ligand 14 (gene cxcl14). Gene Ontology annotation, molecular function: chemokine activity. The transcript is spliced from 4 exons. Gene Ontology annotation, biological process: antimicrobial humoral immune response mediated by antimicrobial peptide; cell chemotaxis. Lineage: Eukaryota; Metazoa; Chordata; Actinopteri; Mugiliformes; Mugilidae. The record is from RefSeq and is a predicted model, not a curated record. Gene Ontology annotation, cellular component: extracellular region. Bases 350 to 649 code for a protein of 99 amino acids.
AAGGGGACCGCGGGCAGCUUUUUAAAAGAGCUGCUGCCUCUGCCUCUCCACAGCGAGCGGACGAGAAAGAGCGAGAGAAAGAAAGAGGGAGACCUGAACGACUGAUUGGAGAUUCAUCCAAGCUCAGGACGCACAGACGGAGUUGCACAAUCAGCGCUCCAAAGGGACUUCAGACAGCAGAAAACCUCUUCUCAGUUCUGCCAUCCAAAUAGUCACCGCAAGUGGAUAUUGUCUGCGUCUCGAAAGACUUUUUGUUAAUUUCCUGAAAAAAAAACUCGCUCGUAUAGACGGGAUAGCUCGGAUUUUGAGGAAACUUCUGUAAAAAAGAAAGAAAAAAUCUUACUUAAGAAUGCAUCGCUCCACAGUGGUGUUACUUUUGUUAGUGAUGGCACUAUACUUCCUGAGCGCAGAAGCCUAUAAAUGCAGAUGCACCAGAAAAGGACCAAAGAUCCGAUACAAGGAUGUACAGAAGCUGGAGAUCAAACCCAAACACCCGUACUGCCAAGAGAAGAUGAUAUUCGUGACGAUGGAGAAUGUGUCUCGGUUCAAGGGCCAGGAGUACUGUCUUCAUCCCAAACUUCAGAGCACAAAGAAUCUGGUCAAAUGGUUCCGCAUCUGGAAGGACAAGCACAGGGUGUACGAAGCUUAAAACCUUGACUGGCCUGUACACACAGAUCAAGUGAGACAAAAAAAAAAAAAAAAAAUACAACAACACAACCAGGACUGUUUUUGUGAAGUACAAGUGGUUAUCUACAGAGAAACUGUGCUUCUCCUUCCUCUGCCUGAGCUCUGUCAAGCACAUCAAGAGAUAUCUAUAGUUUGUAUAUAAACUGGCGGGCUCGUUUUAGUCGGCCGUCAGCCUAGUUACAGUCACUCACUGUUCCACUCUUUACAACUGUAUUUCUAUUUGUCAAAUUGUGGAUGACACAUCACCAUCCAUGUUCAAACACUUCAAACACUUGUUCGGCUGUUAUUUAAAGGGACCUCUCUUUUGCUUUGGCUCUUAAAGUCAAGAAUGUGUAAGAAUAAGUCAUUUUGAACAAACAAGAAACUCUUACUAGGUUUUUCUGUUGUUGCUGUUUUUAUCUGUGUAAUAAAGAGGGUAUAUUUGUACUCAGCCAUCAUUUAAGAUAAAGGUUGGUCAUCAAAUUGCAGCGAUAAGGGUUCUCAAUGAGUUAUAUUCUCUGUAUCUGAGAAUCAGUCAGCGUGUGGGUACAUUUAAUACAACAUUUCCUUUUCUUUGAGAUCCACCACUGCGUGUGUGUGUGUGUGUGUGUGUGUGUGCGCGUGCGUGUGUGUGUGCGCGCGUGUGUGUGUGCAUGCAUGUGUAUUUACCAUCCUAUUCAUAUGUGUCAAACAAGCACACAACUCAGCAGCAACCAUUUGUAAAAUAUUUUAUCAGUUAGCCUGCAGGGUGUAGAUUCACUAGAUGAUAGAAUGAAAUAGAUCAUUUGUGCCAUUUCUACAGUUUGUUUAUUGGAGUUAGUUCAAAAACGUGAUAAAUAAAUACUCUAAGAUGGCAAAACCAUCUGCAGUUUACAUCAACUAUAGAUUAUGUCAUUGUAUGUUUUGUUUGGGUUCUUCCUCUUCAAAAUACAUGUGUAAUCAAGCAAUAUCUCAUUCAACCUGUUUUUUUUUCUAAACUACUAGAAUAUAACUACUGUAGUAUAAUGGCAUCCUUAAAGCAUGAGUCUUUGUUCAUGUCAAUCUCCACUUUUCUUAAUUUUAUGUCAAAUAUUUCAUAGCAGGUCAGUACAACAGCGACUCAAAUUAAAUUGCAGCUUAUCAAAAUGAAGAACCACAUCACCCGGUGCAAUGCUGUGGCUCACUGGCAUUUUUUUGUUGUUGUUUUUUUGAUGAUGACAGUACCCAGUUCAAAGCGAAAUAUUCUCAUGUGAGUAACUGACAGCUAAGAACAGCAAGGAGGAAUGUGCAUUAAGCUGAAAAUAUGAACAUUUUCAAGACAACUUAACAGAAAUCUCCAGCAUUUUGAAUCAUAAUCACUUUCCACACAGACAACAAGACGUAUACUUAAAGUCUAUGGCAUUUCUACUGCUAAUCAUUAUUUCUCGUAUGUCCUACACGGCUCAUUAUUCACUUGCUUUAUGAUUAUCUCUCCUCCAGUAAAUCUCCUGAACAAUACUAGCAUUUGUGUUAUUAUUUUUUCUGUUGAUACAUUUCAUGAUAACAACUGCUGGGUGUUGUCUCGUUGUCACCAAACAGAAUUCACGCACAACUAUAUUUGCAUAUACACCUUACCUUUUUGAGAAUGUGCAUUACUCUUGUUUGAUAUCUUAUAUAUAAAUAUAUAUAAAGAAGAAGCAUUUUGUAAAUGGACCAGUAUAGCCUAUAUGUUAGUGAGAAUGAAUUCACCUUAAGACUUUGUAGUGUCAUGUAUAUUAUGUUAUAUUACUGCAUUAUAGGUGUUUUUUUGCUAUUUAAACCUUGGUUUGGAAAACUUAUAUUUGGAGGAUGUGUGUUUGGACUGACCCACCAAACACAAUGUUAGAGAUUUCACUCUGAGUGUAAAACAUUAAAUAAGGCAAUAAAGUGUCUGUAGAGCA